UGUGUCUCUAUGGCUCCCAACGUGCCUCAAUGGGUCCCAAUGGCUCUCAACGUGUCUCUAUGGAUCCCAAUGUGUCUCUACGGGUCCCAAAGUGUCUCUAUGGGUCCCAGUGGGUCUCAACGUGUCUCUAUGGGUCCCAAUGUGUCUCUAUGGGUCUCAACGUGCCUCUAUGGGUCCCAGUGUGUCUCUAUGGGUCUCAACGUGCCUCUAUGGGUCUCAACGUGUCUCUAUGGGUCUCAGUAUAUCUCUAUGCGUCCCAACGUGUCUCUAUGGGUCCCAACGUGUCUCUAUGGGUCUCAACGUGUCUCUAUGGGUCCCAACGUGUCUCUAUGGGUCCCAAUUUGUCUCUAUGCGUCCCAACGUGUCUCUAUGGGUCCCAACGUGUCUCUAUGGGUCCCAAUGUGUCUCUAUGGGUCCCAACGUGUCUCUAUGGGUCCCAACGUGUCUCUAUGGGUCCCAACGUGCCUCAAUGGGUCCCAGUGUGUCUCUAUGGCUCCCAACGUGCCUCAAUGGGUCCCAAUGGCUCUCAGCGUGUCUCUAUGGGUCCCAAUGUGUCUCUUUGGUUCCAACAUGUCUCUAUGGGUCUCAACGUGUCUCUAUGCGUCUCAACGUGUCUCUAUGGGCCUCAACGUGUCUCUAUGUGUCCCAACGUGUCUCUAUGGGUCCCAAUGUGUCUCUAUGGCUCCCAACGUGCCUCAAUGGGUCCCAAUGGGUCACAAUGUGUCUCUAUGGAUCUCAACGUGUCUCUAUGGGUCCCAAUGUGUCUCUAUGGGUCCCAACGUGUCUCUAUGGGUCCCAAUGUUUCUCUUUGGUUCCAACGUGUCUCUAUGGGUCUCAAUGUGUCUCUAUGGGUCCCAAUGUGUCUCUAUGGCUCCCAACGUGCCUCAAUGGGUCCCAAUGGCUCUCAACGUGUCUCUAUGGAUCCCAAUGUGUCUCUAUGGGUCCCAAAGUGUCUCUAUGGGUCCCAGUGGGUCUCAACGUGUCUCUAUGGGUCCCAGUGUGUCCCUAUGGGUCUCAACGUGCCUCUAUGCGUCCCAACGUGUCUCUAUGGGUCCCAACGUGUCUCUAUGGGUCUCAACGUGUCUCUAUGGGUCCCAACGUGUCUCUAUGAGU
Molecule: messenger RNA, 1113 nt
Organism: Tympanuchus pallidicinctus (lesser prairie-chicken)
Lineage: Eukaryota; Metazoa; Chordata; Aves; Galliformes; Phasianidae
Exons: 2
Coding region: 140-1111 (323 amino acids)
Source: RefSeq, a predicted model, not a curated record